AUGAGAAGUGAUGAGGAUGACAUUGUGCCAUCAACUUCGACAUUGCUUUUCCCGGAUUUAUUGACACGCGAUGAACUUGUCACUAUUUUAAAGCAUAAAUUUAAAAGGAUAGGUGUCAAUACAAGCAAGAUAAUUAAGCUUACAAAUGAUGAGCUACUGGAACAGUUUAAGAAAUUUGCAAUGCCAAAACCUCAACGAAAGGCUUGUAUUUCCCGUAAUGGCCUUAAUAAUUUCGAAAAUAUUAAGGAUUCAAAUAAUUCAGAGGAAGUGGAGAAUUCAGGAUCAGUGUGCAGUAAAGUUAAUGCGAUUAAUGGACAACGAACUACUGUUUACAGAAAACGAUGUAACACUAGCAGCACAGAGCAUCAUUCUGCUGUGAAAAAUUCUCGAAAACAUUCUCCCAUACGAUUUCCAUAAUUUAGAUAUGGUAAGAAAAAAGGAUAUUUCGAUUAUAAAAAGGAGGAGAACAAGAAAUGCGUUACAUUUUUUCACUUUUUUUUCAAGUUUCGUCUGCAAAACUGUGAAAUUAAAAUGCUUUCAUGUUAUAUCAU
This is a messenger RNA of Loa loa (African eye worm), 551 nucleotides long. RefSeq lists its product as hypothetical. Gene Ontology annotation, cellular component: tRNA-splicing ligase complex. The coding region runs from base 1 to 417 and encodes 138 amino acids. The record is from RefSeq and is a predicted model, not a curated record. Lineage: Eukaryota; Metazoa; Nematoda; Chromadorea; Rhabditida; Onchocercidae. Gene Ontology annotation, biological process: embryonic morphogenesis. The transcript is spliced from 3 exons.